This is a messenger RNA of Limanda limanda (common dab), 729 nucleotides long. It is a transcript of the gene folr, whose product is annotated as folate receptor. The record is from RefSeq and is a predicted model, not a curated record. NCBI's taxonomy places the organism in Eukaryota, Metazoa, Chordata, Actinopteri, Pleuronectiformes, Pleuronectidae. The transcript is spliced from 4 exons. Gene Ontology annotation, molecular function: signaling receptor activity. Bases 1 to 729 code for a protein of 242 amino acids. Gene Ontology annotation, cellular component: external side of plasma membrane.
AUGUGGGUUGUCCUUUCCCUGCUGAUGGCCCUUUGCAGUGGUGCUCUGUCUCUGGACAAACUCAACAUGUGCAUGGAUGGCAAACACCACAAAGUAGAGCCGGGCCGCGAGGGAGACCUUUACCAACAGUGCUCUCCCUGGCGUGACAAUGCGUGCUGCAUGGCCAAUACCAGCUCAGCAGCCCACAACGAUGACUCCUACCUGUACAACUUCAAUUGGCAUCACUGCGGUACUAUGAGCAAACGGUGCAAGGAACAUUUCAUCCAAGACACCUGCUUCCACGAGUGCUCGCCACACUUGGGACCCUGGAUAGUAGAAGUGAAUCAGACCUGGCGUAAGGAACGUGUUUUGGAUGUGCCUCUGUGUAAGGAAGACUGCAACGAUUGGUGGGAAGACUGCAAGAAUGAUUACACUUGCAAGAGUGAUUGGCACACGGGAUGGGACUGGAGCACAGGUAUGAACAGAUGCCCUAGAAACAGCAAGUGCAGAAUCUGGACUGAAGUCUACCCCACACCCAAGUCCAUGUGUGAACAAAUCUGGUCUAAGUCCUACCUUUAUACCGACUACACCAAAACGUCAGGCCGCUGCAUGCAGCUGUGGUUCAAUGGGCCGAACCCCAACAAGAAAGUGGCCGAGUACUACAUUAACAACGCACGGCAACACCAGAGCUUCACCUUGUCCAUGCUGCUUUUCCUGGCUGCUGCAUCUUUCUCUGUGGUGAUGCACUGA